UGUGCCCUCAACUUGUUUUUUUUUUCCCCUUCUCCCUACCUCACUCCCUCCAGGUGCAGCCGCGUCGUGUCUCUCUCCUCUACACAACAGCCAGCGAGUUGCUCGUUCCUUUUGCAUCUGCAUUUGCACCGCACCGUCGAUCUCGCAGCUGAAGAAAAUCGUACAAGCCGCUACCGAGCGUGUUUGUUUGCCCCUCCAACGGUUUUUGCUGGGUAGUCUCGAUACCGCCUCGGCGAUUGGAUCCUUACGCGCAAUUCUCUCUACGCCGCGUGUUUCCAACGGGCUAUCCCUCUCAGGCAUCUGCGCAAUACUCUGUUCUGUUCUUCUAUCCUGUCAUCCUUCGUGAACACUCUUCACCAUGUCUGUCGUGUCACUUCUUGGGGUCAAGGUGGUCAACAACCCCGCCAAGUUCACCGACAAGUACGAGUUCGAGAUUACAUUCGAAUGCCUCGAGCCGCUUGAGAAGGAUCUCGAAUGGAAGCUGACCUAUGUCGGAUCUGCCACCUCGGACCAGUACGACCAAGAGCUUGACUCCCUUCUCGUCGGCCCCAUCCCCGUGGGAGUCAACAAGUUCCUCUUCGAGGCUGAUGCUCCCAACACCUCGCGCAUCCCCGACGCCGACAUUCUGGGCGUCACGGUCGUGCUCUUGACAUGCGCCUACGACGGACGCGAGUUCGUGCGAGUUGGAUACUAUGUCAACAACGAGUACGAUUCGGAGGAGCUCAAUGCAGAGCCCCCGACGAAGCCAAUCAUUGAGCGAGUGAGGCGCAACGUCCUCGCUGAGAAGCCGCGUGUGACCCGUUUCGCCAUCAAAUGGGAUUCCGAGGCCUCUGCACCUCCCGAAUUCCCCCCUGAGCAGCCCGAGGCAGACCUGGUCGCGGACGAGGAAGAAUACGGCGCUGACGAGGCCGAGGAGGAGGCUGCUGAGGAAGCAGCGGCCGCCAAGAAGGGCGAGGACGCGGAAAUGGCCGGCGUCGAGAGCGAGCACCAGAACGGACACGAUCACGAGGAAGAGGAGAUGUCCGAGGAUGGUAGCGUCGACAUUGAGGGCGAGAGUGAGGACGAGCUUGAGGACGAAGAAGAGGGCGAGGGUGAGGCUGAGGGCGAUGACGAUGCUAUGGAAGUCGACGAUGCCGACAAGCACGCUGCUCACCAACCCGUGACAGUCAUGUCUUGAUUGACGCCAAGUCUCAACCUGAGUCAGGUUUCUCCCACCGGGGUGCGCAGGCGCUGAGCAUAUACCUCACGUGCUGCACCUUCCGGACGGGCGAUGGUAUAACGAAAAUACGACGGAUGGGAUGGCACCGGUUUCGGCGGGAGGGGCGGACUGGCGGACUGGAGGAUAUAGGCGGCUCGGUGUCAUUGGUGAUAUCUUACCCUUGCUCUCUUAUGGCAGGAAAAAUACUAGUAUAUGACGGA
Molecule: messenger RNA, 1419 nt
Organism: Trichoderma citrinoviride
Lineage: Eukaryota; Fungi; Ascomycota; Sordariomycetes; Hypocreales; Hypocreaceae
Product: histone deposition protein Asf1
Exons: 4
Biological process (GO): nucleosome assembly; nucleosome disassembly; DNA replication-dependent chromatin assembly
Cellular component (GO): nucleus
Molecular function (GO): histone binding
Source: RefSeq, a predicted model, not a curated record